Molecule: messenger RNA, 2377 nt
Organism: Sphaerodactylus townsendi
Lineage: Eukaryota; Metazoa; Chordata; Lepidosauria; Squamata; Sphaerodactylidae
Gene: RCC1L
Product: RCC1 like
Exons: 11
Coding region: 411-1874 (487 amino acids)
Source: RefSeq, a predicted model, not a curated record
GCUAAAGAGGAAAGGUGGGCAAGAUGGCGCUGUCCAUGCCGCCAUGCUGAGGUUUCUGCUGCGCUGGGCUUAGAUGUGAUCAUUUAGGAAGAGGUCGGAGGGAGAGGGGCAGACGUAGUUCUUCUGCUCAGGGUGGUGUUGAGGAGGCUUAAUGGGAUCGGCCUUUUAGCAUCUCAGAAGUAAAUACGGAGCAUCCCCCGAAGUCCCUGCUGCAAUCCUUAAUGCUUCAGAGAGGGAUGGGGGUGGUCGCUAGAAGUGUGGGGCUUUUCUUGGGGGUCUCCCUUGGUGCCCUAUAGCGGGUUGUUGCUGAGUUCUACAAACAACGCAUUGAGUGCCCUGUGGGUGACAUCGAUAGAGCCUAAGGGAGGGCUGUUGAUCCUCUGAAAAAGAUAUUGUGGUCUCCUUUUAAGAUGUCCCUUGUGUGUCAGAGGGGGCUCUUUCCAGGCUUCCCCAAAAGGUUGCCAGGUGCCCUCUUGAGGGUUACUUUAACCCCACAGAGAGGUUUCCUUGGGGAUCUCAAUGGGACAUUCCUAAGCCUUCCUAAGGGGAUCCCACCUAAAGGGCUUGUCAGAAGCCUGGCCAAAGCGGCUGGACCGAAAACCAUCAGGGACCUCAAAGAAGCUGACGACGCUGCCCCGAUUUUCCAAUAUGUGGGGGGACAAGCCAGGAGGAAAAAUCGAGUGUUCGUCUGGGGUUUCUGCUACUCGGGAGCAUUGGGCAUCCCUAGUUUUGUCGUGCCUGAUGCAGGGUGGAAGACUCGGAGGCGAAUCCAGACCACUCCAUAUCGGCUGGACCUGGAAGAGAAGAUUUCCUCUGCUGCCUGUGGCUAUGGAUUCACGCUGCUUUCCUCCAGGACCACUGACAUUACCAAAGUCUGGGGGAUGGGACUGAACAAGGACUCUCAGAUUGGAUUUCAUCAGAGCAGGAAGGAUCGGUCACGUGGUUAUGAUUAUGUCCUGGAGCCAAGCCCGAUUCCAUUGCCUCUGGACAAACCCCAGGAGACCCGUGUUUUGCAGGUGUCAUGUGGUAGAGCACACUCCUUGAUUCUGACCAAUACCGAAGGAGUCUUCAGCAUGGGUAACAAUGUCUACGGGCAGUGCGGCCGAAAGGUGAUCGAGGGGGAAAUUUACAGCGAAAGCCAGCUGAUUCACAGACUGAAGGGAUUUGAGGAUCGGGUUGUCCAGGUUGCGUGCGGGCAAGACCACAGUCUCUUUCGGACUGAGAAAGGAGACGUCUAUUCCUGUGGCUGGGGAGCAGAUGGCCAAACAGGUCUCGGCCAUUACAACUGUGUCAGCACCCCCACAAAACUGAGUGGCGACAUGGCUGGGGUCCCUAUUGUCCAACUUUCUACUUAUGGAGACUGCUGCCUUGCUGUGUCAGCGGAUGGAGACCUUUUUGGCUGGGGGAACUCAGAAUACCUGCAGCUGGCUUCCAUUACGGACCUGCCACAGAUGAACGUGCCGAGACAUCUGCCUUUCAAAGUGGGAAAGGUGAAGGAAGCUGCUUGCGGGGGAACGGUCAACGCUCUCUUAAAUGAGGAAGGCCAUGUCUACGUGUGGGGCUAUGGGAUCCUCGGGAAAGGCCCCAAACUGAUGGAGACGGAGAUUCCUGAAAUCAUCCCACCCUCCCUCUUCGGCUUCUCAGACCUCAGCCCAGACAUUCGCGUGGUUCGGAUCCGUUGUGGACUCAACCAGUUUGCUGCUAUCACCAAUCGAGGAGAGCUCUUCGCCUGGGGGAAGAACACCCGGGGCUGCUUGGGGAUUGGCCGGAUGGAGGACCAGUACUUCCCAUGGAGGGUGACCGUGCCUGGUGAAGUGGUUGAUGUGGCUUGUGGGGUAGACCACAUGGUUACUCUGGCCAAAUCCUUCAUCUAGCAGUAACUGGACACUGCCACGAAGUACCCAGCCCAUUGGACCUAGAAGGCUAAAAUCUGUUAGCGUUUGCUUCUUCCUGGAUUCCCAGCAUACCCAAGCAUGGAAGACGCACCAUAUCAUCGGGUCCAGGAGGAACAGAGAACCCAUGCUUAGGAGGUGUUGUGAACAUUAGCCGAAGAUAAAGAAACUCUAGCUGGCAAACAGUUUCAGAGAUGUUGCCAAUUACCUUUAAAAAACGAACACACUCGUUGUGGGAGAAACCCGUGGUACGUUCUCCUUCGCAAAAGGUUGCAAAGGCUUUGGACCAGCGUAUUGUUCAAGAGGCAAGUUCAUGCCUGCUUGUUUCGCAAUGGGGGCGUGUUUGAAUCGUGAAACUGAACAGGCUGUACUGUUCUGAAGACACCAAUCGGAGAUAAGUGAACGUGGUUUUGUCUCUUUGGCGGAAAAAAAACCCCAGCUCGUUGUUUGGGGCAGCUCUGCCUUGCUCUCUAUGUACCGCUGAA